Molecule: messenger RNA, 764 nt
Organism: Cylas formicarius (sweet potato weevil)
Lineage: Eukaryota; Metazoa; Arthropoda; Insecta; Coleoptera; Brentidae
Product: prefoldin subunit 2
Exons: 2
Coding region: 107-544 (145 amino acids)
Biological process (GO): protein folding
Cellular component (GO): prefoldin complex; cytoplasm
Molecular function (GO): protein folding chaperone
Source: RefSeq, a predicted model, not a curated record
GACGAAGAAUGUACCAAUAAGAUUUCAGUGAGUAAGGUUAAUUUUGUUUGUGAUUCAGGACCCAGUGUAGGUGUAAGAUUUUGUACAGCAUUUUGGAUUUCCAAAAAUGGCCAGCGACACAAAGAAAAAUAAACAGAAGACUGGAAAAGGCCCAGACCCACAGGAAAUUAUAGCUGGAUUUCAUACAUUAAGGGCGGAACAACGAACACUCAUUUCAAAACUUUCGGAGUUUGAACAAGACUUAAAUGAACACAAGAUGGUAAUAGAGACGCUAAAAAACGUCAACGAAGAUAGAAAAUGCUAUAGGCUGGUAGGCGGAGUCUUAACAGAACGCAGAGUGAAAGAUGUGCUGCCAGUUUUAUUGACAAAUCAAGAAAAGCUUUUGAAAUUUAUUGAAAAAAUGGAUGAACAGCUGGCCAAAAAGGGCCAGGAGAUUAACGAAUAUAGAGAAAAGUUUAAUAUCAAAUUUCGCGGCUUAGAUAACGCUAAACAAGAAGACAAAGAAGUACCAGAAUCAUCUCGUGGAAAUGUUUUAGUGUCAUAAAAUUAACAAAUGUACAUUAUAAAUUGUGAAACUCAUACCUAAAAUGGUGUAAAGUUAAUAUCGACAUGCAUAACUUUUUGUUACUGAUUUUAUUUUUUUCAUUUUAUUUAAUAUUGAAAUGUUAUUGUGGAGCAUCAGGUUGAUUGAAAUAAAAUUGUUUUGUAAGUACUCUUCUGUAAAUUAGAGUAGAGUUUCAAAUGAAUAAAAAAUAUCUUUAUAA